UUGUGACAAGACACCCAACGCACUUCAGAAACUGGCUGCCCGAGCACACGACGGCGUGUGAUCACUCAGCGCUGAUCUGACCGUUGCAAGUACACGAAACACUGACAUUUUCAUGCAGAAGGGGUCGUUUUUCUCUUGCAUCACAGUCUCAACUGCAGGAAAAAUAAGACGCAGAUGAAAUAGUAAUCGGUGAUAGUUCGAGCACAUUUUCCAUUGGAUGAGUUUCGUAUGGACACUGGACGAUUUCGAGGCUUUUUGCGGUGGUAGCUUACGGUCUGUACCGAUUCGAAAAUGUGAAGUACGAAGGAAUUGUAUCCCUCCUGGGGCUACUCCUUUGUUCUAUCACUCUUGACGUGUAACGUUGAGGUACCAGACUGAAUGCAACCGCCGUAGCUGUUCUUUGGAGCAGCAUUUGAGCUCGGGUCAGCAAAGUCCUCAUCAAGAUGGGCGCUCAACUGUCGGACUGUCCAGCUCCGCCCCUCAAUCUUACCGGCGAGGAGGAGUUCCUCGAAACGUGGGCUCGGGACAGGCUCUCCGUUGUCACGGUGACCGUCAUCAUGCCCAUCUUGUUCUUCGUGGGCUUGGCGGGCAAUCUGGCCUUUCUCUUCGUCAUGGCGCGGGUGUCGUGGAUGCACACCGUGACGAAUUACUACCUGGCCAACCUGGCGGUGGCCGACAUCUCCUUCCUGGUGACGGCCGUAGGGGAGAAAGUGUGGGAGUACCGAUCGACCCCGGUCAACAUCGACACGGCGGGCUUCAUGGGCCGCCCGGGCUGCAUUCUUUUCAACCUUCUCAAGAGCCUAAGUCUCUUCGCCUCCAUUUUCCUGGUCACCCUGGUGUCGCUGGAGCGCUUCUACGCCAUCUGCAAGCCCGUCCAACACUGGAUGCUGAGCGACAAGGGCCGGACGGCCAAGCUACUCCUGGUGACUUGGUCCCUGGCCUUGGUCUUCUCCUGCAUGCUCGUGCCAGCCAACUCGGAGAUCGCGGCGGCCUGUUUCAACUGGCCGGACACUGACGAGUUUCGCGGCUUCCCUAGCGUCAUCGCCAAUUGUCACCCGGUUGCGGGGUGGAUGCUCCACUUUAAGCUGGCCAUGCAAGCCGUGCCCUUCACGCUGGCCAUGGUGGGGAACAUAUCUCUCUACAUUAUGAUCAUCAAGAACUUAAACCAACGGGUUGCCGCCAAGGAAAAGAAACAGGCCACCCGCCAGGGCUCUGCCUCGGCGGCCGCUGGCCAGUCCAAUGUGUCCCAGAGCCACCAGAUCCGCAACACGGUCGCCCGCAUGCUGAUAGUCAACGGCACGCUGUUUUUCAUCUGCCUGUCCCCGUUCCAGUUCACUUCCGUCGGGUUCCUGAUUGCCAAAGGGCUGUGGCAGCCCCCGAUCUUGGAAAACUACAAGAAGGACAUCAUGCUAACAAUCUUCCGGACACUCACCUACUUCAACUCCGUGAUCAACCCCUUCGUGUACACGGUCACCAACAAGAGGUAUCGUCACGCCUUCUACGUGGCCUUCACGUUCAGUCGGACGGAGCAGCGUCAGCGGUACUCCAAGAACACGUCGGUGGUCACCACGGACAUGUCCACCCGCAUGUGAAGGAACCAGGCCUUGAUGAAUGGCUGGGGCCUGCAAGAACUGGCGGGAGAUCAUGUGGCGUCCAAAAUAGAACACAAAUCGACAGAGACAUGGUGGAGAUUUUUCCCUUUUCACUUUGUCUUGUAGAGCUGCCGAUCUGAUCUGCCCCUCGGGAGGAGGUACGGUACCUUUCUCGCGCGGAGCCCACGCCCAUCAACACCUCACGGUACAGUCACCCAAAGACAGAGAGAGAGAGACAGAGAGAUACAGAGUGAGCGAAGAAGAAGAACAAGACGAAGAAGAAGAAGAUGUGAAAAUGAAACCCGCUCGAUAUGUUUUGCCUCUGGAUUCACUAUGGAAACGAGAGGUAGGGAUCAACAAAAUGGCGUCCAGCUUGCAAGCAUCUGGAACGGCUCGUGUUGCAUGCAUGCAUGCAGAUGUAUCGCCUGACUCCAACUGCAGUCAAGCCGACGGGAGGUCAAUCUCGUAAGUGCUACUACGAGAUAGAGUUACCCGUUACUCAGCUUUCCUUAAAACUGGGCUGAGUACCAUGAGCGAACCACGAAAGAUUGGCAUUUGGAAAUGGAGGGAGAUUUUGGUCAUUUUUGAAUGAAAAACACCCCCUCCUCUAAAAACGAUAUACGCAAAAAGCCCACCAUUUCUAAAGAUUAUUUGAGGAAUCCACGCAGAAAAGACAAAACCGACAUCAUGAUAAGUUUAAUCGGGAAUUGAAAUUUUGAUUAGGUUGAGUAGUUGUAAGAUGCAUAGUGUGUAUGAACAUGUAUUUUGUUACAAGGAGUCCGCACUGGCAACGUGUUAUCAUAACCCCGUCACGAUCUGUAUACCAAUGACUACGAACCUUAAAUAAUGCACCAAGGUCAUUUUUUUUGCUGUAAUGUAAGACUCGCUCACGCUGUCUGUGUAAUAAAAGGUAUACACUGUAACCAUCGUGGACAAUUCUCUGGUCACAGUUUCUGGCGACAGCGGGCAAUAUGGGAUGGUAACAGGAAUACAUUAUUAUCGGAGAGAUAUUUCUGUAUAUAAUUACCAUGUUUUACUGAGCAUUUGUGUUCCACAAGUCCCUCUGCAGUUUAUGCAGCUAUUCUUAUCAUUAUUGUAAGGGUAUUUUUAAUUUCUUAUGGCCCUUUUUUUAUUAUUUCCACUGGUUCACGUCGAUUGGUACUCCGUAUAUUUCAGUGCUGUAUAUGUUUGCACUAUUUUGCUCGUUCUGCUGAUACGCCGCUACUGUGCGAUGCUGUAAAAAAAGAAAAGAAAAAAAAAAGACAGCGCUUGGUUUCAUUUUUCGUGACGUGUUCACCCGAGACAAAUGGUCCCUAGGUGUCGCGGCGUUACCCCAACGAAGCUGGACUGGAGCGCACCAGGUACUUGUUAAACCGCUCCACAGCGUUCCAUCAAUUCUUCUCGGUUGCAUCCUCACAGAAUAACAUACCACUCUAGGUAUGAUCCGACGACCCUGAAACAUAAAAGUAGCCCCGUUCUUUAGGAUGAGGUUACUGUGAUAAAAGAACUCUUGUCUUGGGACGAACCGGUCCUGGUUCGAUUUCUAUCGGAGCUGUCACUUCCUCACUGAAGCGCGACUGAAAUUAAUCGCGUGUUCAUCUUGGUGCCCUUUCGUUUGUGCUGAAGAGUCUCUUGUAUUGUUACGCGUGAUUCCUUGCAUUGCCUCAAUCUAUUUGGUCACAGAACGCAAAUCUUUCCGCAAAAUCAAUUCGGUAAACCGAAAUUAUUGUGUAGCACUAUUUUGUUCCACGCUCGAACGGUUCAUUUUCCCGCGACAACGUGACUGUCAUAUAACAGAAAAUCACCCCCUUGAUAGUUACCUGAAGACUUCAAAGAGACUCCUGAACUUACACGAAUUUAAAAAUAGCAGCCACGUGGAAAGUUUUAUCACCUAUUACAGAAUGGACUAGUCGAAUUCGUAUAAAAUGACUUUUGCAGUAAUAUAGAUAGAGCCGAUGUCAGUGCGUGACGGCAUCGAAGCUAAAUGAAACAUGUUUUUGGAUGAAUGAUUUCUGACAUCGUUGUAGUGGUUAAUGGCUUUUCCGUUUUUUUCCUCCUGCGGUCCCCGGGGCCUGCAUUAAGCCGUAUACACCGAGGACCUUAACAUCUUAAGUACCCAUAGAAAAGAAGCAAAUUGAAUGUCACAACGUGAACAGCGGUAAGGGUUUGUGCAAAUGCUUUGGCUUAUAUAAAAGAAUUGGGCGUAUGUGAAAUGAUUUAAAUGUGCCUGGCCUGAAAAGAAUGACUUUUAAAUUGCCCGCCCUACUCCCAAGGGGGUCGCGACCUGGUUUGGUGGAAUCAACUCGUUCUUUUUGCUUUACCGUUUUGAAGAACUGCAGCUUCGGUGCCGCCUAACGACCGCUGUCUUUAGGACAGAACGUCCGUUGAAAUGCCAAAUUAAUUACACGGCUAGAAUUGUUCAAAACGAAUGAACGGGAAACUCGCAAUGCAUCAUUCAAGGUGAAGAAGAAACGAGACCGGGAACAAAACUCCGAACGGUACGGGUUUAAGUGUUGACACAACUCGUUGGCAACGAUGUUUUGGUAGCUACGUACAUACGGGCAUAUAUGCACAGGUCCAUGGGCAAAUAAAAUCGUGCACGAGGCGAGAGUUGAAACCCGCCCGAAUGAAAGUGAAGGGCAAUAGCCGAUGUCCUCUCAAAACAGAGUCCGACCGAUCCGGAAGCUACAUUAGAGCCGGGCUCGGUAGGACAAUAUACCUGUCUUUGUGAACCCCUUACUGAUGAGAAUUGCCCUCGAAACGGUUUGUUUUCUGGUCCUAACAUUUUCUAAGGGCUCUCAUACAUGCACUUAGUAAUAUCAAACAAUGACAGUAGUUUUAACAUUUUAUAAGGCCCUGUUAUCCGCCGAGCAAAGACGCUCAUAGCGCAGUGUAGACAUUGAAAGUUCUUACUUUACAAGGGGGAAUUUAUGGCGCCACGCGCUUGACUCACUCCAUGAUCGAUGACGAACAUUUUUAUUCUAGAGGGAGAGGUAGGUUUUUCUUAUUGACACGCUACGAAGUGACAACCCUAUGCUCAUCCCUGUUAGUGCCUGUCUGUGAAAAAAGGUAUGGCACUCUCGCAUCAAAAUGGGUCCAUGCGAUUCGCCGGUUCUCCAACAGAGAUUCUCUAAUUGAAGCUAGCCUACGGCUCCCAUAAUCAACACUAGCGUAAUUUCAGCCAAUCAGAAGCCUCCUUUGGUAUUUAAUAAUCUUUCUUGCAAAUGGCGCCAAAACGGACUAGCACCAAAAUGCGAAACACACGUGGGUUUUAUGGUUAAACAUGUAGAGGUUUAUGAAAAUGUUCCCGCGAAUUGCAAUUUGCGUUUUCUUUUAAGUUUUGACUUCUUAAACAGACACGACGACUUGGCCAAUGACGAUUAUAGACCUGACUGUCACUAACCAUGGACUUUAUUUCUGAGAAUAUUUUAAUUCAAAUAAGUCAACAUUAAAUAAUAAAAUGCUGUAUUCAAAAUAUUUUUUCCCCUGUAAGUUACAGUUUUUCUGAAGACCAAUAUUUGCAAUGGGUGUUUAGCUCGCGGCUGAAAGAAUCUAUUAAUACGUUUGCUCGGAACAUCUUCGAAAUGUUCUUCCCAGGAAUACCACAUACCGAAGGGAAAAAACCACACGCUUAAACAUGAGCUUAAAUCUGCUUCAAGUUGAUUCGCCGCUCAAUAAAACCCCCCAUCAUUAGGUCUCACUCGCUCCCAUCAUUGCCGUAGGCCGGGUUUUUCUUGGGAAAGACACUACCACAAAAAAGGAGAAUAAAAAAGAUCCUGGAGGACUUCUCUAGGCACACAUCUUGGCUUGCUUGGAAUAGGAAAGGAGCGUGCGCGGUAAGCCUCAUAUUGGUUUGUCCUGAUCGAUCCGUGUCUUCAACUUGCACAAUUAACACCAGGUGCAGACUGUAUCCCUGGAUUUGAGCUGGCUGUACCGCCGAGAGCUGCUUGCGGUUCACCGUGCCAUCCACACCUGCCUUCCCCUCUAUUAUACUCCGGCAAACCCUUCGGUCCCUCGGGAGCUGGAGACACCACUGACCGGAUCAUUCGGCUUUUAAUAUUGCCCGUCCAAGUGUAUUUUCGUUGUGAUUUUUGUGCAAGGAUUUCAUAGGAUUGGAUAAACUCUUUUUUAAAUGUCAGUCUUGAGUUUCACGAUCAAGAUGCUUGCAGUGUGUGUCAUUUUGCAACGACUUUACUUUUCUUGAGCGUUGCGAUGUUUGGGCAAGGGUCGCUAGCCCUUCUCUGGAAACCAGGCAAAAGGGGGAUGCGAAAGAAAUUAUAAAAAUAAAAUAAUGGAUUAUUUUAUAAU
Messenger RNA from Acanthaster planci (crown-of-thorns starfish), 5900 nucleotides. Its product is annotated as growth hormone secretagogue receptor type 1-like. Gene Ontology annotation, molecular function: G protein-coupled receptor activity. Gene Ontology annotation, biological process: G protein-coupled receptor signaling pathway. Gene Ontology annotation, cellular component: plasma membrane. NCBI's taxonomy places the organism in Eukaryota, Metazoa, Echinodermata, Asteroidea, Valvatida, Acanthasteridae. The record is from RefSeq and is a predicted model, not a curated record.